CAAAAGCAGUCUAAAAUACCAAUAAAAUAAUGUAGAAAAUAUAUAAAUUGACUUCUAGCAUGAAACUUAAUCUCAGAAUGUAAGAUUGAACAAGUGAAGUUUAAGUUCAUUAAACCAGAUCAAGUACCAAAUCUACUACCAAACUUAACAACUCCGACUCAAAGUCCCUGAAAUCGAGUUUCUGGAGGUUUUGUUGAAAGUCCCUGCUUAAAAUCUGGAACAUCAGAAGUUAACCGGACAUUACCGUAGGUAUACUGUCAUAUUGAAUGGGAAACUGGACAAGGUCUUCAAAAACAGUCUUAAUAUAACUUGAAAAAUUACAGUUUUGGGAGUUCUUGAAAAAUCAGAAUUUGCAAAUGAUGCUACUGCAAAAGCACAUAACGUAGAAGUAAAACAAAUUGAAAAAGUAAAAAUAUAGGAUUUUUAAAACAAAAAAGCGCAGCGCCAGAAACAAUUAAGUGUGAACAUGCGUUUGAUAAACACAGGAACUCUAUUAUGAGCUUAAAGCUAAGAUUUGGCAUAAUUAAAAAGAAAACCAGGGUAAGGGUUCAUGACGAAUUUCAUGCUAGUCUUUUUCUGUUAUCUUUAUCAUAAAACGGAGAAACGUCAACUCACUGAAAUAAAUAAACCAAUAAACAAAUAUUUUCACGCUAGAUAAUUUUCAAUGCAGUAGCAUGAAUAACAUUUGCUGCUUAAUUCCUUGCUUUUAUAUGCAUGGUACUGUACUGUUGUAAAUCCUUAUUACUCAUUAUUCAAUAUAUAAAUGUGCUGACGUACAACGUUACAGUUAAAUAAGCAGGGGGUCAUGUUCUUAUACAGCGCCUGUUAAAAGAGUCUAUAAUACUGGGAAUUUCCCAUCGUUAUACGACCUUUUCUGCGUAUUGUUAAUGCAGGUUGGAAAAAUCAUCAAUAAUUGUAAUAAACUAGAAUUUAAUGAACGACGGACCAGGACACAACACUUGUCUUUUGUACAAUGUAUAGACGUAAACGUAAACAUAGUGAUGAUACGAGUAGGCAUAGGUUUAUGCCUCGUUCAUCGCACCCAGUAUCAUUGAGUGAUGUGCUCGCAGUUCUCUGUCCACGCAAGUCGAGGAGUCUGAGACGCCUAGUUAAAUACCUUCACGAAACAGGCUACAAUACUGAUGAGGUUGAACUUGAGAAAUUACUCAGCAGAUAUCCAACAAAAGUAAAGCUGACCAAGGAUGGAGAAAGUACAAUUUGCGAGUAUUGUUUCGAUAUUAAAGUUUGUACGAAAUCUUACGAUAUUUUAUUUGACACUUGUGUUCUUGGAUCGAGUUGCAAGAGUGUUCAUAUCUGUACGUUCUUUUUGAGUGGGCGGUGUUCGAAAGGCACACAAUGCAACUUUCUUCACGAUCUCUCAUCUCCAAGUAACACUGCUUUCCUACGUCAGCAUAGUUUGGACAAGGUUGACCCACAAUGCAUUUUGUCCCAAAUGUGCUUCAAUCAAGGCGACCUCAAUAUUUGCACAUAUUACAAUAGUGUGCGUGGUUGUAGGAGACACGAUGAUUGCAACUUUCUCCACAUUUGUAUGUCAUAUAUUAAAGAAACGUGUCUGCCGUCUUGUAAGUAUAACCACGAUGUGUUCAAGACCAAUUGUACGAGAGUUUUGGAGUCCCAUGGAAUCUCUAUGGAUCGGACAGCAAGAUCAAUUUUACGCAAACUAAGAGAUAAAAUACAAACGUCUAGUAAUGCACCAGCCAAUCCAUCAUCAUCAACGGAGAAUUACAGGCCUAGUACAUCUAGUUACAAUAAUGAAGAAGGCUUUUCCGAUCUUGUCCUUUGCACAUAUUACAAUACUAAGCGGGGUUGUAAGAGAUCUAGUGAUUGUAAAUUUCUCCACAUGUGUAGGUCGUAUAUAAAUAAAAAAUGUCCGUCUUCUUGUAAAUAUAACCAUGACGUGUUUACCCCUAACUGUAAGAAGGUUUUGAAAAAUCACGGUAUCUUUAUGGAGCAGCCGGCGAAAGCAAUUCUACGCGAAUUGAAAGACAAGUUGGAAAUGUCUAGUGCCACACCAGUCAGACUGCAACCAUCAAGGCAAGAAAGUGUCUCAUCCCGUCCUAUGACAAAAGGAGAAAUUUGUACUUACAACAUUCGUGGUAAAUGUAAUUAUGGUGAACGUUGUAUACGGGAGCACUACGGGUUACCGUAUCGGUGGUUAUACAAGUUGAAGGAUGACGAGGACGCUGUUUGGAAUCCAUUCACUGAUGAGGAGCAGACACAACUGGAAGAACAAUAUUGUGAUGUCUCCAAAGAUAGUAUUGAAGUUGUCAAUGGAGAACGAUUCGCCGAGGAUGAUUCAAAUAAUUCGAUUGCAGUGUUGCAUUUUGGAAAUAUGGAAAUAUCAAACUGCGAAGUUGUUCGUAAAUCAACAGCAUCUAGUGUAACUGAACCGCCAAAUCAUCCUUUCACAACCGAAUGGAUGUGGUACUGGGAAGAUAAUGACCCUGCCGGUGGUGGUAAAUUAUGGAGACCAUAUGGACAGAAGAACUCAGACGGCAAUGCCAAAGCUGAUAAAGAUAGCCACGAAUUGGAAGAAAGUUAUCAGCAGUUUAUAGAGGAUUCCAAACUGUCAACUGCUAACUUUAAUACUGGGGCGAAUAGCUAUACCCUGGACUUCGGAACGAUGCAGCAAAAUAGUGAAACUUAUACAACCAUCAGAGAGGUCCGUCGUCGCCCCAAGGAAGUCGUCACGACCCUCUAUAUUUCAAACUACAAGAAAGAAAUUCAGUUAAAUCGAGCUAAAGGUGUUAGCAUGCAUACCAGUAGUAGCGAUGGAUCAUCUACAACCUUUCCUGAUACCUGGGAGAAGACAGACGGAAAUAAGUUAGACCCGGAUGCUACGUUUCAGCUGUUUGAUGUUAAAAGUGGCAGUACAGAAUACAAUGACAUACAGCGUUUAUUCAGUGCUACGUGUCCAAACAAAAUCCUGAAGAUACAACGGGUGCAGAAUGAAGAACUGUGGGAAGACUAUGCCAGAAAACGAGAAAGAAUGAAAAAGAAGACAAAAACCGUUGAUGUUUCUGUAAAUGAAAAACGACUUUGGCACGGGACAAGAGAGUACCACGUGAAUGCUAUCUGCCAACAGAACUUUGACUUCCGAUGCAGUGGAUCAAGCUCUGGUACAGCUUAUGGACAAGGAAGCUAUUUCGCCCGCGAUGCGAGUUAUUCGACAGGUUAUGCGAUAGCUGCAAGCUCCGGCCGGCGGUUUAUGUUUCUUGCAAAGGUUUUAGUUGGUGAUUAUACCGUUGGAAACCCAACACACAGACGACCUCCAGAAAAGAUCGUGGCGAGUGGACAAAUAAAGAUUCUGUAUGAUUCUUGUGUAAAUCAAUUUCUUAAUCCAAGCAUAUUUGUUAUUUUUGAUAAGGAUCAGAUGUACCCGGAAUAUCUAAUCGAAUAUUAAUUCAACAAUGUGCUUUAUUACCGCCGAAGGCCGUUACCGUAUGUAAUAACUCGCUAUCUGUCUCCUUAGCAGGAUUACUCAACAAAUAUAGAGGAAUGGAUCAUCAUAACAUUUAGUGAAAAGGUACAUAAUAAACCUAAGAAAGAUAAUUUUGGUAAGAAAAGUACAAGGUUAAGAUCACUGAUAUUUGAUUUUUAUAUAAUAAAUAAUAAAUAAAGCACAGGACGAAAAAUAAUGGAAUUGCCAAUCGUACACGGCUUGCGUAUUGUUCAAUUUUCAGGCACAGGGCACAGGUAUGCACUCUAAGUAAAUGAGUAACUACUCUAGUUGAUAAAUGUUAUUAGGCCUACAUGAAAUGUAAUGAUCCUCGACAAAUUUCUUUUAAUUACUGCUGAUAUAAGAAUAAUUGAAUCCAGACUGACGUGUUGAGGUAAAUCAACAUCUUUAAGUCAUAACAUGCUUUGUAGCACUAAAUGAAUAGGUGAUAAAAACAAAUUUUAAGAAAUGAUGGUGUAGAAGUAUCAGGCAGCCCUUUCAAUAAAAAAGUUCCUUAACAGUUAUGUGAAAAAAUGUCUCCGGCGGGAUUCCAACCUGCUACAAGGCGAGCGUCAGGCCACGGUCACCUAUCUGUAUAUUCAUAGGUGUGUUGAAGUUUACUAUAAAGUCGCAACAUUUAUUUCAUUUUAUUUAUGACAUUCGGUAUACUUAUGUCAUGACAUCCUAUUGGCCUUUCUUUAUAGUAGCUAUCAAAUCAAUUAUGCAUUUAUUUUCCAUACAAUACAGUAAUACAGUAAAUAAGAAUGCAAAUUAAUAAAAAUACAUUGUAUGGAAGGAGGCUACAGUAAGUUCUAGUAGAGCUUUAAGACGUAGCCACCUUUAACAAAACAGUUGGAAAAAUGACCGGUACCAAUGAUUAGCUGUAUUUAAACUAAUAUAAUAACAAAAUGAUAUACCAAUAAAAUUAUAAUAAUAAUUAAUUAUAAUAAUUCCAAUCCAGUUUGAACACAAGAACACCAGACCAGACACAUUAUUUAAAGACUCAAAUAGAAAUGAGAGCAAGAAAAGAAAAAAAGAUAAUUAAUUAAUUACCGUACACCGAGACCACAGACUUUUUUAAAAUGAUAUUUAAAACUAUUCAAUGUAAAUUUAUUUUUUAGGUCAUCAGUAAUAUUAGCCCAUAAUUUAGGACCCCAAAAUAGAACUGAAAAACGCCUGAUAGUAGAUGUGCACGGAGUACGAGAAGUAUAAUUGAUGCUAGAAAAUCUUGUAUUAUAUUGAUGAUGUUCAGAUGCUCUUGUAUAAAGAUUACUGAUGUUGGGUGGUAAAGUAUUAUGCGAUAAACGAUACAUAAAAGCAGCAGUUUGGAUUUUAUUUAAAUCAUAUACAUGUAAAACAUUAAAGUGAUAAAAAAAAAAGGUGUUUGGUGUGAGCUCUAAAAGAAUCACCUGAGCAAAUCCGAAGGGCUCGUUUUUGAAGAAGAAAAAUGCAAUCGACGUUAGUCGAUUCAAAGCUGGACCAGGGACAUAAAGUUUCAAACUUAUUUAAAGUGAUUCCCCAUGCAAUAUUGCAAUAAGAAAUAUAAGGUAGUACUAAAGUAUUAUAUAAGGUUAAAAAAAUUUUUGAUGGAAAAUAGUGCUUAAGCUUGUUUAGAAUACCAAUGUUACGUGCAAUAAUAUUGGAUACCUGGUUGACAUGCGGUUUCCAAGAAAGUUUGGAAUCAAUGGUGACACCCAAAAAUUUAGUCUCGUUUA
Anneissia japonica is the source of this 5175-nucleotide messenger RNA. Its product is annotated as protein mono-ADP-ribosyltransferase PARP12-like. The transcript is spliced from 8 exons. The record is from RefSeq and is a predicted model, not a curated record. Gene Ontology annotation, molecular function: NAD+ poly-ADP-ribosyltransferase activity; metal ion binding. Bases 974 to 3424 code for a protein of 816 amino acids. Lineage: Eukaryota; Metazoa; Echinodermata; Crinoidea; Comatulida; Comatulidae.